GUAGGCGCAGGGCGCAAGGCGACGGUUGCGCAGUGGCGGUGCCCGGCGAGCGCGGCGCGUGGCAGGAAGCGGAAGGGGGCGGCCGGGCUCGAGCCCUGACGUGUCUCUCCGAGGCCGCCGAUCUCUCCGCGCUCCCGUCCGGCGGCCGCCAUGGGCAUAAAAUUUCUUGAAGUAAUCAAGCCCUUCUGUGUUAUCUUGCCUGAAAUCCAAAAGCCAGAACGGAAGAUUCAGUUUAAGGAGAAGGUGCUAUGGACAGCUAUCACACUCUUCAUCUUCCUAGUAUGCUGCCAGAUUCCCUUGUUUGGUAUCAUGUCGUCAGACUCAGCAGAUCCUUUCUACUGGAUGAGAGUGAUUUUGGCAUCAAAUAGAGGUACGUUGAUGGAACUGGGCAUUUCACCGAUUGUCACUUCUGGGCUCAUCAUGCAGCUCUUGGCAGGUGCCAAGAUAAUUGAAGUUGGGGACACCCCGAAGGACAGAGCUCUCUUCAACGGAGCACAGAAACUGUUUGGAAUGAUCAUUACCAUCGGACAGUCUAUUGUCUAUGUGAUGACUGGAAUGUAUGGAGACCCAUCUGAGAUGGGUGCUGGUAUCUGCUUGCUUAUCACAAUCCAGCUUUUUGUCGCUGGAUUGAUAGUUCUGCUCUUGGAUGAGCUCCUCCAGAAGGGAUACGGGCUGGGUUCUGGCAUCUCUCUUUUCAUUGCUACCAACAUCUGUGAGACAAUUGUCUGGAAAGCGUUCAGCCCCACCACCGUGAACACGGGACGAGGCAUGGAAUUCGAGGGAGCCAUCAUCGCUCUGUUCCAUCUGCUGGCUACUCGUACAGACAAAGUCAGAGCUCUUCGAGAGGCCUUUUACCGCCAGAAUCUCCCCAACCUUAUGAAUCUGAUUGCCACCAUCUUUGUCUUUGCUAUUGUGAUUUAUUUCCAGGGCUUCAGAGUGGAUCUUCCUAUCAAAUCUGCUCGCUACCGUGGCCAGUACAACACCUACCCCAUCAAGCUGUUCUAUACUUCCAACAUUCCCAUUAUUCUUCAGUCUGCCUUGGUGUCAAACUUGUACGUCAUCUCCCAGAUGCUUUCUGCUCGCUUCAGUGGCAACUUACUGGUUAGCCUGCUGGGCACUUGGUCUGACACGUCAUCUGGAGGCCCUGCUCGUGCUUAUCCCGUUGGUGGACUUUGUUAUUAUCUGUCACCUCCAGAGUCCUUUUCUUCGGUGUUAGAAGAUCCCGUCCAUGCAGUUGUUUAUAUCGUAUUUAUGUUGGGCUCCUGUGCUUUCUUCUCCAAGACAUGGAUUGAAGUCUCUGGCUCCUCUGCCAAAGAUGUUGCCAAACAAUUGAAAGAACAACAAAUGGUGAUGCGAGGCCACAGAGAAACUUCAAUGGUACAUGAACUGAACAGGUACAUCCCCACGGCCGCGGCGUUCGGUGGCCUCUGUAUUGGUGCCCUCUCUGUGUUGGCAGAUUUCCUCGGGGCAAUUGGGUCUGGAACUGGAAUUUUGCUCGCUGUCACUAUCAUUUAUCAGUACUUUGAAAUUUUUGUAAAGGAACAGAGUGAAGUUGGCAGUAUGGGAGCUCUGCUUUUCUAAACCUGGCUUCUCAUGGACCCAGGAAAGAGGGGAGGAGCAUUCUCCAAAUAUAGCCAGUCAGGUGAAAAGAAGUAAUGUAAACUUGAUCAUGUCAUUCUAUAGGAACACAUAUUUUAAUAAUGUUUCCAAAGUGCAUUCCCUUAUGUUCAAACUUUUCUAGCAUACUGUUUGCAUUUUAUAAAUUGCUGAGGAACAAGUGCAAAGACUUUUUUUUUAAGAAAAUUGUUUUUUAAUUGCGUGAGGAGACUCCGCUUUCUGAAUUGGGUUUAGUUCAAUGACUGAAACUUUUUGAGCCCCUUUCGACAUUAGUAUACCUGGAGCCUUUACAGGUUUCAAUAAAUAAUUGUGGGGAGGGUUGAAUGUUUGGAAAGGACUUUUUUUCAAUUAAUUUGGUUUUUUUCAGCUCCUUUGCAGUAGUGGUGAGAAAAACCUCUCCCUCUGAUGCUCAUGUUCCAUAAUGACGGUUCCAAGCACAAACAGUGUUCCGUAUGUUCAGUUUUGUGUUUAUUUUUUUCAGUACAGCAGAUUUGGGAGGCAGUUGUUUCUUUUUACUAAACGAUAUCUCUAAUUCCUGCUGUCUUGUCAUUACUACACUACCCCUUGUCAGAGGUUGAACAUUGGCUUGAGACUGUUGUCAGCUCUCUGUGUCAGGCAGGACCGUGUUCUUUCCCACCAUCACUCUUCCAUCAGCAGAAAACUCAGGUCAGUGUAGAUUCUGCUGGAGUCUGUGCCUCGGAGUUGCAGCUUUGAAACUUGGUCACACUGGCAGCUUAGUGAAACCUAAUUAGCUGUCAUUGUCGUUAGCGGCCGUACUUGUAGUUCUGAUGCUCGCUGAAAGAACUGGAUGUUACGGCUGCUUAGAUGCAAAUCUGCUUGUGCUCUUUGCUAAAGCUGAGUUUCUCUUGUUGAUGAUGAAUUCUGGUCUUGUAGCAAUCGGGAUGUUAUCUGGCUACUCAUACCUAGUGAAUUUUGGAGUGUGAAAAGACUGUGUUACUGGUCUGUAUCUCUAGAUAUAGAUAACUCCUAUAAGUUGCUUCCAUAGAAGGAUUUUCCAUCCUUUAAUCUCAUUGACUUGAAUGGUGGAUGGCAAAGUGCUUGAUCAGAAGGUAUUUGGGUUCCUCCUUUGUUGAGGAUCAUGCCUUCAGAUUGGAGACGUUACCAGCUUUAGAUAAAGGACCAGAAUCAUACUUAAUGCUCCAUUAUAAUUUAGAUCAUCAGUACUAAUCAGGUGCCUCGGACCAAAUGCAAAUAUUUGCGUGAGUCUUGUAAAGAUGUUUUUCCUCAAUCAGUAUUGGACAACGUGGAAACGAGAACUCAAAACGUUGGAAUGUCUCUCCGCUGCAACAACACGGCUUUGGGCGUUUUUGCAUGUUGGGCUGCCAGUGUACGAGUUGCUGUUUCUGCUUGGAGUGCUGAGACUCUGUUCCGUACCCAAGGGGCACAGAUGACAUCCGGAAGCCCUUGUUAAUGCACUGAGCUCAAACAUCAAACGUGUGAGAAAUCUGCCAGUUUGGAAUGAGACACAGCCGGGGGUGAGGAUCACAAUUGGGAAAGGAAAAUUUAUUGGGAUAAAGUAGCCACCACCAACCACUCGCUAUUACUUCACACUACAUUCAAUGAUUUUCUGUCUUUCCUCAAGUAGUAGUAUGGCACAGCACAAAUUCGGUGUGAAAUAAGGGAUGGUUUAAAAGUGAGUUUAAAAGGAGAGGGAUGGAACACGGUGUGAUUCUUCUGCUUUGAGGAUGUUCGUUGUUUUAUUUCCAGGAAGCCCAGUACAAAUUUUGUGUUAAAAUACAAAGGACUCCACUUUUGGGCACACGGUUCUGGCUGGGCUGGAGCUGUACUUGUAUUUUUAGUCACAUGUGUUUGAACCGGUUGCGGUUUAGACCGUUGGCUCUUCAGUGUCUAAGCAGCACUCAUUCUACGCAUCUGUAUUUUUGUUGUCUAGUGCUGGAAUUCUUGUCUCUUAUCAAGCAGCUAUGUCCUCAGAGCAGGACCUGCUGAUCAUACAGUGGAUGUUCACAAGAAGAAAUAAUGCCUAAACAAUCUGCUUUAUAACGAAAUAAAGUACAUCUUUGGAGCUA
Molecule: messenger RNA, 3665 nt
Organism: Columba livia (rock pigeon)
Lineage: Eukaryota; Metazoa; Chordata; Aves; Columbiformes; Columbidae
Gene: SEC61A1
Product: SEC61 translocon subunit alpha 1
Exons: 12
Coding region: 151-1581 (476 amino acids)
Biological process (GO): SRP-dependent cotranslational protein targeting to membrane, translocation; post-translational protein targeting to membrane, translocation
Cellular component (GO): membrane; Sec61 translocon complex
Molecular function (GO): transmembrane protein transporter activity; signal sequence receptor activity; ribosome binding
Source: RefSeq, a predicted model, not a curated record